UUAAAGGAACGGCAGCCACAGCAGCAAGAGCUGGGAUCCUGUGACAAAUUGCAGACUUGGCACAGAGCCUUGUCUACCCGCCCCACUCUGGCUCUUUUAUUUUCUUGCAAUUCUCAAGUCGUAGAGACUUUAAAAGCAUCUGAAGAAGAAGAAGAAGAUAUAAUAAAAGGGAUGGGAGGAGAAGGAGGAGGAGCAACAUCAAAACUGAGAAAAGCGGCUCGGAAGGUGGUGGUUGCAGCAGCAUAUGCGUGCGGCUCCUUCUCCAGGAGUAAAGCUCUAGGAGGCCUCUAUACCACUAGCACUACUCAAACUAUCUCGGAUUCUUCAGCUGUAACUCCAACAAAGGCAAAGAAGAGCACAGGAGAAGCUGUUGCAGAGGAAUCAGAAUCAUCCACAUCCACCAACAACGUCCCUACUUCUAAGAACUUGUGCGCAAUAUGUCUAGACCCUUUGAGUUACAACAGCAGCGGAAGCAGCCCCGGGCAGGCAAUAUUCACAGCCCAAUGCUCUCAUGCUUUCCACUUUGCUUGCAUCUCCUCCAAUGUUCGCCAUGGUAGUGUCACCUGCCCCAUUUGCCGUGCCCAUUGGACCCAACUGCCCCGCAGCCUGAACCCUUCUUAUGCUUCACUCUCUUCUUGCAACCAAAAUGAUCCCAUACUCCGACUCCUUGAUGACUCCAUUGCUACUUUCCGUGUUCACAGGCGAUCCUUCUUGCGCUCUGCCCGCUAUGAUGACGAUGACCCUAUUGAGCCCGAUCACUUGCCUAAUCGUCCCCGCCUUUAUCUCUCUUUAGUGCCCAUUCCACCCAGUGCGCCUCCCAACUUUCAUUCAUCUGUACAAAUGACUAGUAGUCGCACCUCAUUCCCAUACCAUCCACCCCUACAUCGAUUGACCUGCGGUUCCUCAUCACUAUUGCAGUCACCAAACAGGGAAAUGCCUUAUAUUAUGUGCACCUCCUCAAAUAGAGCUUUUCUCUCAGUGAAGUUAGCACAUCAACAAGCAACUGACCUGGUCUUGGUUGCGAGCCCCAAUGGGCCACACUUGAGGCUGCUCAAGCAGUCGAUGGCAUUGGUGGUUUUCUCCCUUAGACCCAUUGAUCGUUUAGCCAUUGUUACCUACUCAUCAGCUGCAGCACGUGCCUUUCCCCUUAGGCGCAUGACAUCCUAUGGAAAGCGAACUGCACUACAAGUCAUUGAUCGUCUAUUCUAUAUGGGGCAAGCAGAUCCAUUUGAAGGGCUUAAAAAAGGGAUUAAGAUACUUGAAGAUCGUGUUCACAAAAAUCCACAGUCCUGUAUCUUGCAUCUGUCUGAUAGUCCAACACGAUCUUACCAUGCCGUCAAUAUGGAAGUGCCCAUUCCAAUCCAUAGGUUUCAUGUGGGAUUCGGAUUCGGCACUUCAAACGGGUUCGUCAUGAAUGAAUUUGAACAGUUCCUAUUAAGAAUGCUAGGAGGCGUCAUUAGAGAUAUCCAGCUGAAAAUUGGGGAGGAAGUUAAUUGCAGAAUCAUAAGGAUUGGAGAACUAAAAGGUGGUGAAGAAAGGAGGAUCUCAUUAGACUUGGGGUAUGGACAUGAUGUUCAUGUGGGAUAUAGCUACGUGGAGGGUGAAGUUGAUGAAUGCAUUAGAACAGGGGAAACUGUAGUGAGUGUAGGGGAUAAAUGUAAUGCAACAGGAAAUGCAGGGAGAGAUGUGAGCAUUGGUGGGAGGACUAGCAGUGUUGAAAGUUGGGAUUUUCACGAUCCUUACAUGGCUAGAAGAUGGGCUAAGCAUUUACAUGGCUACAGGCUUUGAGCUCAUCCAACUUGCCCAACAAUUAAUGUCUAUACGAAUCAGUAACCAUUUAGAAGAUGAUUUUAGUCAUCCAGGGACCAGGGUCAAUGUUAAAGUCUGGUUACUUGAUUGAGCUGCUAAGCUUAAACACCACUGGGAUGUGCAAUAUAUACCCUUACCAUUACAAUGAAGGAUUUGAAUUGCCAAUU
Messenger RNA from Corylus avellana, 1976 nucleotides. RefSeq names its product E3 ubiquitin-protein ligase WAV3. NCBI's taxonomy places the organism in Eukaryota, Viridiplantae, Streptophyta, Magnoliopsida, Fagales, Betulaceae. Gene Ontology annotation, molecular function: metal ion binding. The record is from RefSeq and is a predicted model, not a curated record.